GAACCUGCCUCUCGUUAGUUUUCUUCCUGUUUCCUGCUCGCAGUAUUUGGCCAUUUGCGGCUGAUUAACAGGACGUUUCAAUUCGUAUUCAGUAGCUCAGACAGAAUCCGAAAAAGUACCGUGAGUGAAAGCUACGACACUGCUCUCAGAGGUUGGGACCACAAGAUGGCUCUGUAUCCAUCACUAGAGGACCUCAAGGUCUCCAAAAUAAUGCAGGAUCAGUCCACUAUUGUGGCCAACCAGGCCUCGCCCGCCAUCGAAGCCAAAGCCUUGCACGAUGGAGAUGGUCUGUACCCAGAUCUCCAGGAACUGGGCAGCUACAUGGGCCUCGAUCUGAGCAGUGAGAAGCUGCAGCAAGACUUCUCCCUGGUGCCUGUCUCCGAGUCUGGGGUUACCGGCAGUCAGCAUUCUCUGGGUAACAUGGUGGCCCCAGUGUCAGGAAACAGCCUGGGAUUCCACCGGGCUGAGAUUAAACCUGGUAUCCGUGAAGUGAUCCUCUGUAAGGACCAGGAUGGAAAGGUUGGGCUUCGUCUCCGCUCAAUCGACAGGGGAAUUUUUGUCCAGCUGGUGCAAGCUAAUUCUCCCGCCUCGCUCGUGGGCCUGCGCUUCGGGGACCAGAUCUUGCAGCUGGAUGGGAACACGUGCGCAGGCUGGAGCACCGACAAAGCUCACAAGGCCCUGAAAAAGGCACCUCAAGACAAGAUCUCUCUUAUCAUUCGUGACCGGCCAUUCCAGAGGACAAUCAUCCUUCACAAGGAUAGUGGUGGACACGUUGGCUUUCUCUAUAAACGUGGGAAGAUCAUCUCCAUUGUGAAGGACAGUUCCGCUGCCAGGAACGGACUACUGACCGGUCACAACAUCUGCGAGAUCAAUGGACAGAAUGUCAUCGGGCUGAAGGACUCUCAGGUCGCCGAUAUUUUGGCCACAGCUGGAACCUCGGUGACCCUCACUGUCAUGCCUACUGUUGUCUUUGAGCACAUGGUUAAAAAGAUGUCCUCUGGUCUUGUAUCUCGGAUGGAUCACUCCACUCCAGAGGUAUAAGAGGUAGCUGGUGCUUUAGUAUUUGCACACAGGAGAUCAAGUUUGGAGCUAUAUUCUCUGCCACUUUAUCUGGAAUAAUCCAUUGGAUCUCUGCUCUUUUUUUAAAAUCAACUCCACAUCGUUUGUGUAUUAAUCCACACUUUAUUCUGCUAUCUUGUGGACUUCUCUGUCAUUUUAUUUUGGUGUUUGAACUCUCAGUACAUUAUAUUAGCUACUGUAAUUAUGGACAAACUUUAACAGACCAUCAGCAGCCAAAAACGCAAAGGGAACAGGUUUGCAAGCAUAAUAACCAAUAAGUUCAAAGUUAAAGGUAAAUUUGUUAUCAAAGUAUGUAUAUGUUACCAUAUAUUACUAUCCUGAGAUUCAUUUUCUUGCAUGCAUUUACAGGAAAAUAAAGAAAAUCAAUAGAAUUUUAUGAAAACUAUGUAUCACAAAGACUGACAAACUAAUGUAAAAAGAUGAUAAAUCAUUUAAAUAAUUUUAAAUAAAUAUUACUGAGAACAUGA
Hypanus sabinus (Atlantic stingray) is the source of this 1547-nucleotide messenger RNA. Its product is annotated as syntenin-1-like. Gene Ontology annotation, cellular component: cytoplasm; plasma membrane. Gene Ontology annotation, molecular function: protein binding. The coding region runs from base 166 to 1041 and encodes 291 amino acids. Lineage: Eukaryota; Metazoa; Chordata; Chondrichthyes; Myliobatiformes; Dasyatidae. The record is from RefSeq and is a predicted model, not a curated record. The transcript is spliced from 9 exons.